Mya arenaria is the source of this 5570-nucleotide messenger RNA. RefSeq names its product baculoviral IAP repeat-containing protein 7-like. Lineage: Eukaryota; Metazoa; Mollusca; Bivalvia; Myida; Myidae. The record is from RefSeq and is a predicted model, not a curated record. The transcript has 2 exons. The coding region runs from base 37 to 783 and encodes 248 amino acids.
UUACGAUUGCAUCAUCUUAUUGUAACACUGUCGAAAAUGGAGUUACACACCAACUCCUUAAGGAAGUAUAUAGGAGAACUUGUUGUAAAUGAUAGGGAAAAUCAUAACGUAUAUGAUCAUGAAUGGGCUCGCUUAAGAUCGUUUGAAAAGUUCCCCAGAACGUCACUUAGUGCCAUAAGAUUAUCACAGAAAGGAUUCUAUUAUACGGGUGUUGGAACUGAGGCCCAGUGUUUUAGCUGUGGAUUUUCCAACUCCAAGUGGCCAGCGGGUAUAAGUAUAGAAGACAUUCACAGGAAAGGGUCACCCGACUGUCCAUUUAUUAUGGGGGCCGCAUCUUCUAACGUGCCCAUUCAUGGUGGUGCCGACAGCAAGCCGGAAGGUGAGAAUUGUUCAAGUACAGAUAGUCGCACAUCGUUUGUUAAUAAUCACAACAACAGUGCAGCAGGGCAUCAUCUCCCUAACUCAAAUGCACGAUUUGGUCAAUACGACAGCUCGAUGGAAACUGAUUGCCCAUCUAUACAAGAGCGCAGAAGUUCGAAAAACCAUACUGCACGUGAUACCAACACGACCGAUUCAUUCUAUGAAGUGGAAAAAGCUUUGCAAAACGAAAACGAGGAGCUGCGACGUCAGGUUUCAUGCAAGAUCUGUCUGGAUUUGGACGCCAGCGUCGUCUUCUUGCCUUGCGGUCACAUGGUCACGUGUGAGGAGUGCGCGCCGGCCAUGCGGAAGUGUCCGAUAUGCCGGUCCAACAUUAGGGGGACGGUCAAGGCGUUUUUGCCUUGAAAAUAUGAAACGUUUUCGGGGACAAGUUUCCAAGUAUCUUAUGUCAGAAAGCCAAUGUCUAGUUGACAUUCAUGGACACAUAACAAACUAAUAAAACAUUGAAAGGGGCAAGACAUCAGAUGGUCAAAACAUCGGCAAAUACUGAAUUCCCUCAAAAAACAUAGUCUAGUUACUAGGAGGCCGAUAAUACAUCGGCUUACUAAGGUUGAAAAAAUAAACGCAACAACGGUCCUGUCUCAUCUGUGUUUCCCUAUUAUGGUUUCCCAGUUUAAAUCAUAUCUGUUUAUGAGUACAGAUAAAUAUGCUGACGCUAUUUUUAAACUUAAUGGGAUUUACGUGGUAGAUAACCAUAAAAUUUCGAAGUGGAAAAAAGCAAAAACUGCGAAUAAUGCAUGCGUCGUAAGCGAUGUGAUUCAUCAGUAAGUAAGAUUCAAAGCGUUGUAUACAACAAUGUCGAUUUUAUGUAAGUAUUUGACAAAAAAAUGCAAUUGUUUCAUCUUGUGUCUACCCAUAAACCAAUAAAACUUCAGCUAAAUAAACAAUCUCAUGGAUACCCGUUGAUACAGUACAAGUAGUCUAAAAUUAGCAAUUCACGUGUUAUUUUAUAUAUUUCAGUAUUCUAGCGACAUAACUGUUUAAACCCGAACUCAUGUGAUAUACUAUAUUGAAACUUGACUUAUAUUAAACUUCUUUCGUGACAUUUAUUUGUUACGUAUAUGAGCAUAUAUAUAUUCCGAAACAAACCGAACCUUUAAGCGUACAUGUGCUUUUUAAUGUUGAAUUGACUUGACCUGUCACCAUUUAUAACGAUGGGCGAACUCGGGUUUUAUGUAUGUUCAAAUGUUUAGAUGGGAGCGUUAUAAUGAAGCAACUCAUGGCAUUCAAAUUAUUGCAUGAUAUAAGAUGUCCGUUCCGAUGAAUACAUUGAAGUCAAAGAGGCACUAUGAAGGUUUACACUUGAUAGAUGCACAAAAGAAACGUUUUAAUUUUAAUGCAUUAUUAUGCUUUACUCAGUCGACUUUAAUAACUAGGAAAAUAUAAAAACAUAUGAUUUGUGUACAGAUUAAAAGUGUUAGCCUUCAUAAAUUUUACAAAUUCCACAGCUAAAGAGCGCCAAAAUAUCGCAAAUACUGUUUUUAUUCGUACAAAAGAAAAUCCUUUUACAAUGAAAUAUUAUCCGAAUGUCACUGUUAUAUAUCAGAUGAGACUUGGGUGAAAAUAAUGAUGGGGAAUUAGUUGAUAAUCCUACUCAAAACCAUGGUUGCUGACAAAUCAUACCGCUGCAUUUUCAUGCAUAACGGUAGGCGAAAGUUCGCUAAGUGGCUGAUAGCAAUGGCGCCAAGAAGCGAGGGAAAUAUGUCAAAUGGCGGGCCGAACCACAGCUGACAGUACCAUACAUACACUUGUAAUAAAUGCUUAGACACCUUGAAAGGGAGAUGACUACAAAAUGUAUUCUUAAUAGUAUAUCAUCAAAGUACGCAAGAAUUGUCUCCCUGGAAUAUGUGUACCGUGACGCAACAUUGCCUUACAAGUUUACAUUUAUUAUUCAAUAGACUUUAUGAAAAUGGUACAUAUCUGCCCGGGAGUGAAAGCUUUAUUGUACCUAUUUUCAGGAAUGCCCAAAGGAAGACCCAAAUAACUUCAGAGCCUGGUCACCAAUAUGUUGUAUCAGCAAUUUUCAAACUAUUUGUUGUCAUCGCGAUGAAGUGCUCUCUUAUAAUAGGGUAGCGCUCUGGCAUAAACUGUUAGAAUAACAUCGAUGGAAAGUUUUCUAAAGUCAUUUUCGAUAUGUAUGGUAAGGCCGAGUCUUGUGUAAAAGUUUGCAAUGCUUUGCCAGCAUCUUUCUCUUGUCAUUUAGGUGUGCGUCAGUGAAAAAAUUGUCUCCGCUUUUUUUCUCCUUUUCAUUAACGAUCUUGUACAGAGGACUUUGAAGGUUGUUGUUUUUUUCAAAUUAUUUUUGUUGUUUUAUGCAGAGUACACAGUAGUUCUUGCUGAAUCUGGAAAGGACCUGCAACUGGCUCUUAAUGCCAUCAUCAGUGCUUGCUGUGGUUUAUGGUAGUUCAAGGUGAAUGUUACAAAAACUAAAGUUGCUGGGUUUUCUAGAGGCAAGUUGAGGAAUAAGCCUUCUUUUUAUUACUAAGGGAAUAAUGUUAAGGUUGUGGAUUAUUUCAGCUACCUUGGAAUUUGUUUUAUUACAAUUGGAAAUGUUCAAAAGCAAAAUCUCAUAUUUGUAGUCAAUACUUAUGUGAAAGACUACAGAAACAAGCUCAGUAGCAAAAAGUUUAAACAUAAACCCGGUUUAAUGGCACUGGGUAAACGCCAAAGACAUAUAACACAAAAACAAAUCACAAACAAGAAACAUGAAAGAACAGCACAAAACUCCACAAACAGCUCAAGCCAGAAAAGCUAUAUUUUCUCUUCUGACUGAAAAACGUGCUAUGGGAUUACCUAUUAGUUAUAUUGAUAUUCAGAUCCACCUUUUCGAUAAAAUGGUUUGUCCAAUUAUACUAUAUGCAUCGGAAAUCUGGGGUGUGAAAACAAUACUGAUCUUUCAGCGGAGUCUCUAUUUUGAAAUGCAAGCCAAGCACGCCAGACAUCAUGUUGUAUGGCGAGUUAGGUUUUUUAUUGAUGUUUUAUUGAUGUUGCAUAUGACACAUGGUAGAUAGUGUUCAUUCAAGCUUAAAUAAACCAUGAAAACUUGUCAGCCCUUCGCCCAUUCAUAGACGGUGUAUUUAUAGAUCAUAUAUUAAUGUUAAAUACUAUUGAAUGAACGUGCAACUGUAAUAAAAUGCCUUAAAUAUGGUAAAAGAUAGGUACGUAAAUAAUAAUAGCAUGUAAAUGAAAAGUCUUCAGUAGGGAAUAUCCACAUCAGUAUAACCAGUUUAUCUGUAAUUACAUGUGUACUUGCUAAAAAAUACAAUCGCAAUAUAUCGUGAAUCGGGUCUAGCGUAUCGCAAAUUAUAUAUCACGCUACGUUUUUCCGAACCGAUUGAGAUUGUGCCGUUGGGUACACUUUGGGUUUUUUAACACCAUAUCAUUUUCUUAACCUCAAGAGAAAAUUUGCAUUCAAACAUCAAAAGCAGUUGCCAAUAUAUUUAUAUUCAAUUUUACUUUGAAUGUUUCACUAAUCGACGAAUUUAAACUCUAAUUCGACAGGGCGACUAUUGUAGUGACCUCCGAACAUGGGGAUACAUGUAUUGUUCAGCUAUUGAACGCGUACGUGUUAAGUUUUGUAAGCGUAUUGCCUGUUUAAAUACAGACGGCAUAACGGUGGCAGCUGACCUCCUCUAAAUAUGUUUAAAUGACAAGUUGUGUUAAAUGUUGGCCUAAACUUAACACGAUGCAAUCGCACAGAUAUCCAAAACAUUGUUAUAUAAUGCUGCGAAUUCUUGACUAUCAUAUGAAAAUGGCAUGGGCUAGUGGUGCAAAAUGCUAUUCUUUGAACAUGGUUUUGGAAUUUUACUUCUUUCUUCUUGGUGUUUAAAACGCGACAGAAAGCCUAUUCGUCUCAAAAUAUGCAUGCAUUCAUUAAUAGCUUUUCAAAUUGUUUUCACUAUUAAAAAAAUAAAACUGUGUUUAAUCUCGAAACAUAUUCAUUAAUUGACCCGCCUUAUAGGCUGAAAAAUACGUUUGUUAACAUUCGUGUCUCAAUUCAUAACAUUUGAUUUAGAAUUAUUGAUAUUUUAAAUUAUUCCCGUUUUAUUUUUAAACAAAUAUAAAAACAAAUUGAAUAAUAAUACUGUAGACGCUCUUUCUAUUGCUAUGUUUAAGAUCAGUUUAUUUGCGUCGAUAAAAUGGUGUUAAAUGUAUUAACAAGACAUGUUUUGCCAUAAAGGCAUUUACGAAGAGGAAAGACUCGUAAAUAACCAAUAUUCUGAUAAUGGUCACACAUAAGCGAUAAAUGUUUGCGUUCAUUGGAAAAAUAGACAUUAUAUUAGGAGCAUUUGUGUUUGUAUGAAUGUUCUGUAUGUUAUCACUAUGAUAUGUAUAUUUACAAUUCUAUCUUUAAUAAUAUAUCCCAUUUACUAUGCUAUAGUAUUUGUUCCUUGUUUUGCAAUACAUAUAUGUUAUGUUAUGAUAGGUUAUGUUGUGUUAUGUUAUGCAAUUCUAGGUUAUGUUUGCUAUGUUAAUAUAAAUCAACAAGAUUUAUUAUAAAUCUUGCAUUGUCAGUGGAAACAUGACUGUGUAGUUUUGGGUUUUGGCAAGGUUAAGAUUUUGUGCAUAUUGUCACUUGAAACAAAAGCGUUCUAAAAGAACGACAGGUAAUGAUAUUUUGAUAGUUUCCAUCAUUUAUGAGACAAUUGAAAUAGCCGCUUGUACGUCAAGAUAAUAGGCUAUAUAUCUUGUUUGUCAACUGUACGCACUGCGAGAUUCCUCCGAUUUCAACUUUAUUUCUUCCUUUAUUGUUUUUUCAUUUUCUUUUGUAUUUUAAGAAAAUGCUGUAUAUUUUAUUUAUAACUUUAAUGUCACAGCUUAACGGACUUUUAAAAAUGAGUUAAUUAUAAAUUUGUAAAUAUAUUAUUUGUUUUAAAAGUAUGGCCAUGAAGUCACCACAACAUUAUGCAUAUAAAUAAAAAAAUAAAAAAAAAUAUUAGCCCCAUUGGAGCCAGAAGUUGAUCGAAAGUACGUUAUACAAGUUCAUGAUCUGGUUUGUUUGUUUUUCAAAUGAACACCGUUUAUCUUUACCUAAAUCUUAUAUGAUUAACAUUGAUGUUAUUUAUAGCAUUGCACCGAUUAGGUAAGGUAUUAUUAAUAUAGACAUGCACUCAAAUGACAUGUUUUAUAUG